Messenger RNA from Vespula pensylvanica (western yellowjacket), 1061 nucleotides. It is a transcript of the gene tap, whose product is annotated as basic helix-loop-helix neural transcription factor TAP. The record is from RefSeq and is a predicted model, not a curated record. The transcript is spliced from 3 exons. Lineage: Eukaryota; Metazoa; Arthropoda; Insecta; Hymenoptera; Vespidae. Gene Ontology annotation, molecular function: protein dimerization activity. The coding region runs from base 253 to 960 and encodes 235 amino acids.
CCCCGCCUAGUCCGCUCGUUCGAUUCUUAUUUUCGCUUUUGCGUUCUUUCCUAUUCUCUUAUUCGUCUCUUUCGACUUGAUGAUGGCGUGACGAGAACGUACGAUCGCGAACAUUAAUUCCAAUAUUAUCAAUUUUAUUUCAAUUCGAUUGUGAUUCUGUGUGAUCGUUCGUGAAACAUUCUCUGUGUUUUCCAAAGGAUAAUUCACAUUUCUAUUGUCAUCUUCGAUAAUAUAUUCAAGUGAAUCACCGCGAUGUCAUCGGAAUAUUCAUUCUGUAGCGAGGGAGGCUUCGACGAACUAUCCAGUUCAUCUGACUCCGGCUUUGAUGUCAGUUUCGAGUCUCCAAAACACGAAUUAUCCGCGGAUGGUCUCUUUCCACCUGUGAAGGAAGACAAACGGAAGAAAACUCGGAAUACGCGGUGCAAAAGUCCAACCCAGGUACUCAGAUUGAAAAGGAAUCGUCGGAUAAAGGCAAACGAUCGAGAACGGCACAGAAUGCACACGCUGAACGAUGCACUAGAAAGACUAAGGAUGGCUUUACCUACGUUUCCCGAAGACACCAAAUUGACGAAGAUCGAGACCCUUCGGUUCGCUCACAAUUACAUAUGGGCUCUCUCUCAAACCUUAGGAAACUCUGAAAGCGGUGAGGUAACCGUCAACGUCGGCAAUGUGACAGUCAGCAUCAGUGAGAACGGUAACAUGAUCACAUCUUCGACCGGAAGUUGUGCUGUAGCUGCACAAAAACGACUUGGACCGAGUCACGCAGCGACAUUUCCCUAUCCUCAGGAAAGAUUCGUGCCGGAAUGGCAAGAAUAUGAUUGCUAUAGCGAUCAAAGUGUCAGUCCACCGAUACCACAACAAUAUCAGCCAUGUUACGAGCAAAGGAUGUAUCCACAUCAUCAAAUUCCUCAGCCACAUCAUCACAUGACUCAUCACAACAGCAUGUAUCAGUGCCUUUAAAAUUUGGACAUUAUAUUGUAUCGUCUGUACUCUUUCGUAUUAGAUUUUCAUUCAACGAAAUAACAGACGAAAUUGAAAAAAUCCUUUGAUCUAUCUGUGCC